This is a messenger RNA of Entamoeba dispar SAW760, 540 nucleotides long. RefSeq lists its product as uncharacterized. The coding region runs from base 1 to 540 and encodes 179 amino acids. The record is from RefSeq and is a predicted model, not a curated record. The transcript has a single exon. Lineage: Eukaryota; Evosea; Mastigamoebida; Endamoebidae.
AUGACUAAAGGAGAAUAUGAGAGCCAUGAAAAACAUGGAAGUCCUAGACUAUAUUAUGGUAUAUCUAAUAAAAAAACAAAUGUUGUUACUUUAGACACUCAAAUUAAAGACAAUGACUUAGAAGUCCAAGAAAAAUUAAUAAAACUAUUAUAUGAAGCAGUAAAGACAAAAGAAAUGAGUUAUGGACCUGAAUUGAAAGAUGAAAAAGAACAACCAAAAGGACAUAAACUAGUUGAAACAGAACAACCAAAAGAGACUAUUGAUGAUGGUAUUGAAAGUAAAGAAUAUCCAAAAGAACUCAGUAAAGCAGGGUGUAUUGUAAAGAUUAAAACUAAGUACUCAACAAUUACUUUUAAUGGAAAUGAAAGUACCACAGUUAGAGAAUUAAUUGGUCAUAUUAAAUGGACAAUUGAACAAGAAGGAAAAAAGGUAUAUUGUGGUUUAUUAAAACAAAGAACAAAUCCCAAAGGAAUUAACGAGAGAUUAGAUGAAACAUUAACUUCAUUAAAAUUAUAUCGCACGAUGUUAUGGUACGAAUGA